AUCUGUGAAUGAUCACAGAGGUCACAUUGUACAAGGCUAUUCACAACAGCCUUGUACCAUGUGACAGUAAUUCUCAAUGACUGCAAGAAUGCAGACAGAGAGAAAGAGAAAUGAUUGCUUUUACAUCCUAUUCAUUAAAGCUGAUUUACUAAAACUGGAGAAUGUAAAAUCUGGUGCAGCUCUGCACAGAAACCAAUCAGCUUCCGGGUUUUAUUGUCAAAGCUUACUUGAACAAGUUGAAGUAAGGCUGGCUAUACAUUAUACAAUUUUCUUUAGAAAAUUGCUUUAGAUUUAGCAAAAACCAUAUAAUAUGAGGUCAAACCUAA
This is a messenger RNA of Staurois parvus, 326 nucleotides long. Lineage: Eukaryota; Metazoa; Chordata; Amphibia; Anura; Ranidae. The record is from the annotation of a GenBank genome assembly.